AUGUCCGUCCUGGCCGAUCCUGUACAUUUCUCUCUGCCCACGAAGAUCAAUGGACAGAUCGACUCGCUGGAGGGCCCCCGCCAUGCCCAGCCGCCGUCCAGUCUUCGUGCCAAUGAACCGCAGAAUCCCGACGGGGACUUUCGCUGCGGGAUCUGCAACAAAUCAUACAGUCGGAGAGACCUCCGGGACCGACACCGGCGGCGCUGCAUCAAAACUGCUGGUCAGGAGCGGACGUCCAAGCGCAAAUCCUGCGAAACAUGUGCUCAAAAGAAAGUCCGCUGCUCCAUGACUCGUCCGGCGUGCAGCCGCUGUGUCCAGAUGCGGACGCCGUGCCACUAUCCCCCAACCUCCGUGCCCGCCAAUCCUGCCGCGGCGGCGGCUGCUGCUGCUGCUGCUGCUGCGGUGGCCGCGACGAAUAGUGAUGAUCAUAGUAACAACGGUCGCAGUAGUUCUGUAGUGCAAAACAUCGGCCCGAUAAAGGCGUCCUCGUCGCCGCCUUCAUCUGUCUCUCCAUCUUCGCCCUUAUCCCCUCGGGAUGGGCUCAACUUGGGUCCAAAUGUCUCGUCGGCUGCCACGUCGCGGGGAAACAUUCCGGCCACUCUUCCUGCCCCUUCAGAAGUAUCUGUUCCUCAUCUUCAGCAGUACGAGUCAACCCAGUCUCAUUCUCAGCAGACGUCGACCAGCAUCACCUCCUUCGACCCGCUCUUAGCCCCGUGGAGCCCUAUCCCCACCACCAACACCAUAGACUUGAUGUUGCGCCCGCUUGCCGACAGCCCCCUGUUCACUCCCCACGAUUUGGUGGCGGUUGGCUCGCUACCCUGGAUCGAUGAUUUGUCUCCUCUGUCUGAACAGUUGUCCCCCGAGGCUGCCCUUCCAGAAGUCCUCAGUGACCCAACGGGGCUUCCCCCGCUCCUGAUGCCCCUGCACGAGAUAUCAAAAAACCCCCUGGGUGCCGUGGGUGCGUCUCCGCCCCUGGCAAUGAUGGGAGAGCCGUUUCGGAUCACCGACGGGAUGGCCAUGUCGCUUUCCUCGUCCUCCUCCGACAGUCGGUGGCGCGACAGACUACCACAGAGCGGUGACGAGGAGUCGUCGCAAAUCAGCAUCCGCGGCGAUGCUUCAGCGCAGCUCACCUUCGCUCGCGAUUUUCUCGCCCAGUCCGGAAACCUGAGUACCCACGAGGCCAACGAACUCUACCAGGAGAUGCUCAAGCCGAUUCGCGAGUUUCCCGCUCUGCUUCUCGAGCGCGAGUUCUGGUCGCCCUUUGUGCACCACCGACUAUACCGCUGUUCACUCGGCGGCAUGGCGGAGCCGCUAGGGGUCGCGCUGGCGUGUGUCUCGGCGCGCGCCAGCUCGGUCGAGUCGGACUACGGCUUCGUCGACAGCAUGAUCAACCAAGAGCGCGAGAAGCUCGUCCGCAACUUCCACCUGUACACCGACGCGCCCGAGACGUGCCUGGCUGCCCUGCAUGCCGUCUGCGUCUACCAGAUUCUGGGACUGUUCGGCGACACCUUCCAGCCGGCCGCCCAUCGCAAACCGCACGACCCGAAAGAGUCGAUCGAGCGACGGCGCGAGGAGUUCGAGCGGGCGGCCGAGUUGCACAGUUCGUUUCUCCUCAAGAUGACCCGCCGCCUGUACACGCUCCACAAGGACGCGCUCCUCGUGCAACACGAGCGCGAGAAUAACUGGACCCGGUGGAAAUUCACCGAGUCCCUCCGCCGGAACGUCUUCUUCGUGCACAUCAUCAACAUCCUCGGGGCUCGCGCCCGCAAGCUCAACGAGGACUACUUCGAGCCCCUGGGUGACGAGAUGGUGCUGCACCUGCCCCUACCCGCGCCUGAGUACAUGUGGCGCGCCUGCAGCGAGGAGGAGUGGCUGCUGGCGCGAGAGCACGCGCUGCAGGCUGCGUCCACGCCGUCGAGCGGCCUGCCUCUCUCGCAGACGCUGCACCAGCUGCUGCAGAUGGAUAAGGCCGGGGGCUUGGAUGUGUCGUCGUUGCUGCCGGUGACGAGGUUGGUUCUGGCGUGUUCGAAGAUCGCCCCGGGGGGGAUGCAGGAGUGA
Messenger RNA from Aspergillus thermomutatus, 2058 nucleotides. Its product is annotated as Zn(II)2Cys6 transcription factor domain-containing protein. Gene Ontology annotation, biological process: regulation of DNA-templated transcription. The record is from RefSeq and is a predicted model, not a curated record. NCBI's taxonomy places the organism in Eukaryota, Fungi, Ascomycota, Eurotiomycetes, Eurotiales, Aspergillaceae. The transcript has 3 exons. Gene Ontology annotation, molecular function: zinc ion binding; DNA-binding transcription factor activity, RNA polymerase II-specific. The coding region runs from base 1 to 2058 and encodes 685 amino acids.